CCUAACACUAGGUCAAAACCGAACUCUAAAUAGAGCAAUCAAUGACCACUAGCCCGCACGAUCUUUUAUAACAAUCAAUAAUUUUUAUUUAACCUAGCCGAUAUUAGACGCAGACCAUUCACGGCCAAUCCUCUCUCUCUCUCCAUCUCUGAAGCCAGUGUACCGACUCCGAGUAGCGUAAACCCCAGCGACUGCAUCAAUGGUCUAGAUUCAACCGGAUCGUUUCGUGGUUUUAUUAGAGGAAGGUGACACUUUGUUGAGUAUUUGUAGAAAGACAAAUUCAAACAUUAAAUGGAUUUAGACUUCGAUGAUGAACCUGCUGCACCUACAGCUAGGGCCGGUGCAAGGUUUAAGCCGAAAGGGAGACCACAACCCAAGAAGAAGCAAGUCUCUGUCUCAACCUCACAACAGACAACAACACUCUCUUCUGAUGCUGCUGCCAAGGAGACAGUACUCUCCACACAAAGCAAAGAUUCAUCAUCAUCAACUUAUCCCACCAAUGUUUCAACUUCUGAGACUAUUGUUGUCCCUGAUGGUCGUGGAACCAUUAGUCAAUCCACCAUGGGAACUAUAUCUAAAGAGAAUUUAGAUGUAUUCUCAGGAGUUUCUGUUCUUCGUGCUUGUACUAAGGUAAAUUCGGAGGGAAAAAGAUGCGAGGAUGGCACAGAGGCGGCGGCACCUGCAUGUCCUGAUGACCCUAGAAGACAAGAUUCUGCAACGUUUAGAGAUUUUGUUACUCAUGAAACGGAUGAACUUAUUAAUGCUGAAACUCAAAGGAUGCAAACAGGGGAAGAAGGAGAAGAAUGUCAUUGGAACAUGGAAACUCUUGAUAUUGUACAGGAGGAAGGCAUGACCAGUGCUUAUGAGCAACAUACUGGAAAGUUCCAACCAAAGCCUAGAUUGCUCGACACUGUGAUUGAAGAAGAACCAGAGUCUCAUUACUCUGUUGAUGAUACAAUGGAUGCAGCUAACCAGUCUGAGUUUAUGGUCAAUGAGGAAUCAAGAAACGGUGAAUUCAACACCGAUUCUACAUCUCAUGGAGAUCAUCAAGAAGAACAUAAUAUUCCUGAAGUCCCAAGAGAAACGGCUCCUGGCGUAUUGGAACAAGAACAUCAUGUUGUCCCACCUACUAGUAAUAAUGAUACAGUUAUGGGAGAAGGAGAACCACAGUCUAAUGAAGCGGAACCAUGUACAACUGACAAAAAGGGGAAAAAGAAGAGAGUUCGAAAGAAGAAAACCACUACUAGUGAAGAAGAACCUGAGAAGAAGAAGAAGUUCAAGCAUUCAAGUCGUCGGCAGAAAAACAGAACAUUGGAGAAGGAAUUACUUGAGACCCCGGAUGAUCAAAUCCCAAAGCUGCCUAUUAAAGAUAUGAUUCGCCUUGUUCAAUACAGAGAAAAGUUGGAGAAAAAAGAAGCAAAGGGAGCUCCUGUUGUGCCGCCGACCCAAGAAAGUAAUACACAGGCAUCGGAAUUUAACAAUUAUUAUUCACAAGGCUUCGACGCAGAAGUGGAAGACGAGUUUGGUAUGGAGGAGGGAGAAAAUCAAGAAACUUACGUAGUUAAACCGGACUCACCGGUUAACUAUCAUUCGUACAUGAACAAGACUCCCAGAACUCGAUGGUCAAAACAAGAUACACAACUCUUCUAUGAGGGAAUUCAACAGUUUGGGAGCAAUCUAUUGAUGGUGCAACGACUGUUUCGGUCUCCUGAAAGACCUAAAAGAACGCAUCAUCAAAUCAAACUCAAAUUCAAGUUGGAAGAACGCAAGAAUCCAUUGAAGCUUGAUGAUGCUUUAUCAACUCGAUCGAAAGAUCUUUCUCUUUAUCAUAAUGUGCUUAAGGACCUUGAGGAAGAAGCUGCGGCUAAAAAGGAAGGAGAAGAGGAGGAAGAGGAAGAAGGAGAAGGAGAAGAAGCUGGAGAAGAGGCAGAGACAACUACUGAUGGUCCAGAGAAUGAGGAACCGACGAAGACUGAGGAGACUGAGCGAGCUGGUGAUGGAGUAACUGGAGUUAAGGAAUCAGACGGUGGAGAUGAAUGUGACGAUAACGAGGGAGAUGAUGAUGAUUUUUGGAAUUCUUAUAAAAGUGAAAUGUAAUGAUUUUAUAAACAGAUCAGUCUUGCUCUCAUACUAGAACACAAUAAUAAUAUUUAGUAUUCUUUUCGAUUUAGAUCAAAUUUUUUUAUCAAA
Messenger RNA from Raphanus sativus (radish), 2190 nucleotides. RefSeq lists its product as uncharacterized. Gene Ontology annotation, biological process: RNA polymerase III preinitiation complex assembly. The record is from RefSeq and is a predicted model, not a curated record. The transcript has 14 exons. The coding region runs from base 292 to 2097 and encodes 601 amino acids. Gene Ontology annotation, molecular function: TFIIIC-class transcription factor complex binding. Gene Ontology annotation, cellular component: transcription factor TFIIIB complex. NCBI's taxonomy places the organism in Eukaryota, Viridiplantae, Streptophyta, Magnoliopsida, Brassicales, Brassicaceae.